CUACGGCAGACUAUUACGCACUAUAAACUGGCUCAGCGGAUACAAGCUAUUAUACAGCAAUGGCAUGCACCAAAGAGACGGUUGAAUCCAGCGGCCUGAACAUCUGGUCGAGCGAGGCUGCCACCGGCCCCGCGCCCGUAGUCGACAUCAUCGCGGUCCAAGGUCUUGGCUCUCACGAGUUCUACACAUGGGUAAAGAAGGUACCGUCCCAGAAUGCCGACAAAGCCAGGAGAUUCAGAGACAAGGCACAGUUUUGGAAGGGCAAGAAGCCGCAAGGUAAAUACGGGGAAGAUGGCCCUACAGAGGUCAUGUGGGUCCGCGACUUGCUCGUGCCUAUGUUCAAAGAUGCGCGGAUCGCCACCUAUAGCUACAAAUCAGACUGGAGGGAUCGCACAGUCAAGACCAGCCUACGUCAGUGCGCUGAGCAGUUCCUGAACAUCUUGUCCCAACACAGGCAGAAAACAGAUGAACGCAAAAGACCACUUGUGCUUAUUGGACACAGCCUCGGAAGCAUUGUCAUCCAACAAGCGCUUGUAAUUGCAGUCCAUCAGCCAAAAUUCACCGAUCUACGCCUCUCUAUCGCAGGCGUCCUCUUCCUCGGUGCUCCUUUCCAAGGAAGUGAUGCAGCAGUAUUUGGGAAUUGGCUGGCUCGUUUGUCUCGGCUUGAUACUACCUUAUUGGAGAUCUUGCGCAAGGGCAGUCCGGAUUUAUACGCAUUACAAGAAGAUUUCUGUGGCAGCUAUACCGCUUGGGACCUUGUUUGUUUCUACGAGACGAGCGAUACCAAUUUCGGAGGCUUGUUAAGGACAAACGUUGUGAACCCGCAAUCAGCCAGUUUGCUUGGAAAGCGGAAGAUAUUCCUUAACACUGAUCAUUCUGGACUGAACAAGUUUAGCGGAGUAGAUGAUGAGAAUUUUGCGUUAGUUCUCCCCGAGAUUCGAAGAAUAUUUGAAGAUGGGCCUUCGAUUGUGGCUGAGCGUCAUCGUGCGAAAGAUACCGGCGCUACGAGCUAUGGGAAUCUACACUGGAUGGUGCCCCGUCCUAUGAAUGAUCUAUUUACUGGACGUAGUGAACUUCUACUUCGAAUACAGAAAGCUAUCCACUGUGAUCAGACUUCCUCCCCUAUCAAGCAAAAGAGGUUUGUUAUUACGGGGCUAGGAGGGCAGGGUAAGAGCGAGAUCUGCCUAAUGGUUGCAAGUCGAAUGCGAGUAGAUUUUUGGGGAGUAUUCUGGGUCAACGUCGGCAAUACCUCGACUGCUGAGAACGAUUUUAUCGCUAUUGCAAAACUGCUUGGGCAACCUGUCGAGAGUCUUUGCGAUGCUGUUCGAGUUCUCGCAAAUGCUAAGCGACCCUGGCUCCUUAUUCUUGACAACGCAGAUGACCCAAACAUCGACUACCAGGUAUACUUUCCAUCCGGAACUCAUGGCGCCGUCCUUAUGACAUCUCGUAUUCCUGAUUGUAAACGGUAUAGCCUAGACGCGAAUGAAGCACUCGAGGGCCUUGUAGAUAAGGAUUCUAAAGAACUUCUACUCAAGGCAGCAGAUAUUCCUAAAGAUUCAUGGCCGUCUUACAACGACCAAGCCGAAAAGGUUGUCGAUCUUUUAGGAUCGCACACGCUCGCUCUAAUCCAAGCUGGCGCAUAUAUUGCCAAAGGCCACUGCCAAUUAUACGAAUACCCCAAGGUCUAUGAACGGCAACGGGAGCGGCUCUUAAAGUACCGACCAGAGCAGGCUCAGUCCAGGUAUCACGACGUUUAUACGACCUUCGAAGCAUCAGCCGAGGUGCUCGAGCAGUCCAAAAGCGACGCUGCAAAAGAUGCUCUAUGCUUGCUCACAGUCCUUUCAAUGUUAGACUCUGCCGUUAUUCCUCUUGAGAUCUUUCAGAGCGCAUGGAUUAGUGGCAGAAAAGUCCUUCGCUCUAACUGUGAAAAGACAAGUGCGAUAGAUGCUAUGUCUCGAAGUUACGCUUUGCGAUUACCUGGACUUCUGAUAGAAGAGAGCGACGAAUGGGAUCCUUUUCGUCUAACUGAGGCCAGCUCAAAGCUAGUCUCACUUUCCUUGGCUACGCGACACGAUAUAAACGGUUCUAUGGGAUUAUCAAUGCACCCGUUAACUCACGCCUGGGCCAAAGACCGCCAAGAUCUGGAGCAGCAAGACGCGGCUUGGAUAGCUACUGGUUGCGUUCUUGCACUUUCUCGAUCGAACUCUAUAAUGUGGCAAACUCAAGAGAGGCGUCUUCUACCACACUUACAGUCUUACCUAAACAUCAAGAUUGGAAGAAUACUCUUAUUUGAAUCCAAAGCGCUAGUCAUUCCAAUUCUUCUCACAUGUGGCUGGGCGUUAUUAGACAUGCGACAGGACUCGAGGCUUAGCCAUCUCCUAGAAGACAUGUUUACCGAGCUUAGAAAGAACCCCAAAGAGCCAUUAGAAGAGCUUCUCCCGCUAUAUUUCCUCCAGGCAAGGAGUUUAUUAAAUACUGGAAAAUACAAAAUGGCCGUAGCAUUACUCAAGCAAGUCGUUGAGAUUGAGGGGAGGACGCUAGCAGAGACUCACCCGAGCCGGCUAGCCUCGCAGCAUGCACUAGCUACUGCAUAUGAGGCAAACGGGCAAGUUAAGGAGGCUAUAGCACUGCUCGAGCAAGUCGUUGAGAUUAAGGGAAGAACGCUAGUAGAGACUCACCCAAGCCGGCUAGCCUCGCAGCAUGCACUAGCUAUUGCAUAUGAGGCAAACGGGCAGGUUAAGGAGGCUAUAGCACUGCUCGAGCAAGUCGUUGAGGGAAGAAUCACUUGAUUGAGCUGGGACCGUGAAAGUGGGCAGGCCGGUUUCCGUCGCACUCUGGAAAUCCCCUAUUGCUUCGCUUUGAAGUGGUAUCAGCACAGAAGUGCUUGAUUUAAAAUACUUUCUCUCACUCUAUCAAAUGGAGCCAGGAAGAAUCGUGAAGCGGAUGUCCGUAUCUGCAACUCUCCCUCUCACAUGCAUUCAGAACUUGAAGAUCCUCGCACAUCAUAGCUGAUCAACACUUGCCGUUUUGGGUGGCGAAUUUCUGUGUUUCGCUCCAGCUCAAAACUGAACCUACUUUAAAUAACGCAAACAAAAAACAGGAGAGGG
Hyaloscypha bicolor E is the source of this 3107-nucleotide messenger RNA. RefSeq lists its product as uncharacterized. Bases 60 to 2789 code for a protein of 909 amino acids. The record is from RefSeq and is a predicted model, not a curated record. The transcript is spliced from 7 exons. Lineage: Eukaryota; Fungi; Ascomycota; Leotiomycetes; Helotiales; Hyaloscyphaceae. Gene Ontology annotation, molecular function: protein binding.